Molecule: messenger RNA, 4511 nt
Organism: Struthio camelus australis
Lineage: Eukaryota; Metazoa; Chordata; Aves; Struthioniformes; Struthionidae
Source: RefSeq, a predicted model, not a curated record
CUGUCACGCAGGACAGACCCCGCAGAGGGCAUCUGAGCGCCAGCCAUGGCCAAAGCAGAUGACACCAUGGAGAUACCGACGCUGGGACGCCCCUUCCAGCUGGGGAUGCUGUACGACUGCCGCAAGGAGAUCCUCAUCCCGGGCAUUUCUUUAUGGGAUCUGGACACAGUCCAGAAGAAUGUAGAUGUAAAGCCACAGCACAAGUCAGAGUUUAAGAUCAUUGCAUCUGAUUCCAUGGAGGACAAGACCUCUGCCCUCGGUAUCAAGGCAUCCUUGCAAGUCAGUUUUCUCUCUGGCAUGGCUGAUGUGAGCGGCUCUGCAGAAUAUUUAAGGGAUACCAAGAGGUCCAAACACCAGGCCCGGGUCACCCUCCAGUACUCAGCCACAACACAGUUCAAGCAGCUGACAAUGAACCAACUGGGGCGACAAAACAUCUCUUACCCUGAUGUGUUUGACCAAGGCACAGCCACCCACGUGGUCACAGCUGUGCUGUACGGGGCACAAGCUUUCUUUGUGUUUGAUCGGGAAGUUUCUGAAAAUGAAGACUUUCAAGACAUACAGGGGAGGCUGGAGCUCACUAUUAGUAAAAUAUCACAGACCAAAAUAGAAGGGGAAGCAUCAGGCAAAAUGGAUGAAAAGGACAAAUCGUUCACUGAAAAGUUCAGCUGCCGGUUUCAUGGUGACUUUGCUCUUGAGAGUAACCCAGUUACGUACCAAGAUGCCAUGCAAGUUUAUGCCACCCUCCCCAAGAUGCUGGGAGCGAAUGGGGAGAAGGCUGUGCCCAUGAGAGUCUGGCUGUACCCCCUGACAAAGCUGGACGCCAAAGCAGCGUGCCUGGUCCGCGAGAUCAGCUUAGCACUGGUCUUUGAUGCCCAAACUGCCUUAGAGCAACUGGCAGAGCUGGACAUGCAGUGCAACGACCUGCAGAGGAACCCAGUGGCCAGCAGCUUCCCCCAAAUCAAGAACAAACUGCAGCAGUUCAAAGAUCUCUGCAAGCAGCACCGACAGGCUUUCCAAAAGGAGCUGGCAGGGGUCUUACCAUCCAUCCGCGGAGGGGAAGAAGAGGAAGAAGCCCUGGUGGAUGUUUUAACUUGCUAUAAACAGUCACCCUUCAACACCCAACAGCUCAAGGAGUUCCUGGAUAAAAAGGAGCGGGAAAUGACUUUUGUGAAAGCCCAUCUUUCUCUCCUCAAGGAUCUGGCAGUUGUGUCCUCCCAGAACGAGCUGGAUGAAAUUGUACUUGACCCGAUGAAUCGCUUUGUAAUUUCCUUUACUUUCACAGCCUUACAUGAAGAGGAGCCAUAUCUGUCCAGUCUGAAGCUUUGGCUUCAGACCAGAUUCACCAGCAACACUCAGGAUUUGGCAUCAGUCGCUUCUGAGAGCGAGAAAACAAAAACAAAAAUGUGGUUUGAGGACAGACUGAGAAACCAAAGUGCCCGCAAAGCGGCAAAAAUCCUUUCAGAGUUUGUCCAGGCCAACAAAGCUAAUGAGAAGAUUCGAUUUGUCGUGUCCUCCAUCUCAGACAAGGCCAAUCCAGGAGCAUCAAUUUACUUGUACGAGGAUGGAGAGCUGGUCAACACCAACUUUGAGCCUCCUGCAAUACCUCAUCCUCCCACGGCAGGCAGGAUUAAACAUGACAGCGUACAACUCACGUUCAAACCAUCUGACUAUGGAAAGGCUGCAAUAACCCACUACCGGGUGGAGUACAGAUUAGUUGGGCAGGAGAGCUGGAUGGGCCUGGAAACAGCAGACACACAGGGGACAUUCACUGUGACAGGAUUGCAUGCCAACUCGGAGUACCAGUUCCGGUAUGCUGCAGUGAGCAAGCCAGGGUUCAGCGCGAACAGCAACAGCAGUAACGCUGUGAAGACACUUCCCACCAGUCCCCCUAGGCAGCCUCUCCCCACUAUCACAGACUCAUCUGCAAUAACGCUCUCCUGGGAGACACCAGCUGUUGUUGGACAAGGUGCCCGCAUAAGAGAGUACCGGGUGGAGUACAGAGAGGUAGGAGAUCUGAGUCACCGGGGAGAGGGAAAAUGGAAAGAGCAACUGACAGGCAAGAAAGUAGAGAGCUGUAAGGUUGGGGGCCUGAAGCCUCAGACUCUCUACAGCUUCCGCGUGUCAGCUCUGUGUGCAGACAUGGCUGGCAGUGACCCCAGCAAAGAGGCAUCCAUUAUGACAGCAGAGGCAGUAUCUCAGAUGUUCCUCAAUAACAGCUGUCUAGUAGAAAAAGGGCAGCCUACAGUUUACACCCUGCCCCUAGAGAAGGUAGAAAACAGUUUUGAAUUCCCUCAUUUGAAAUACAUGCUGGGAGCAGAGAACCUACAGGCCCCCAAAAAGGUCAUCAUGGUGAUGGGAGCCACAGGCUCUGGGAAGACCACCCUCAUCAACGGGAUGAUCAACUACAUCCUGGGAGUGCAAUGGGAAGACAGCUUCAGGUUCAAACUGAUCCACGAAACCACAAACAGAAGCCAAGCAGAGAGUCAGACAUCAGAAGUGAUAGCCUACGAAGUGAAUUUCAGAACAGGUUUCAAAGUCCCCUACAACCUGACCAUAAUAGACACCCCAGGAUUUGGCGAUACCAGGGGAAUAGAGCAGGACAAACUGAUAACAGAACAGAUCCGGGAUUCCUUCUCCACCCCAGGGGGCACCGACCAAAUAGACAUCAUCUGCGUUGUUGUUCAAGCUUCACUUGCCCGCUUGACGCACGCCCAGAAAUACGUAUUUGACUCAGUGCUCUCCAUCUUUGGGAAGGAUGUAAAAAACAACAUCCAAGUCCUGGUCACCUUUGCAGAUGGGCAGACCCCGCCUGUGCUAGAAGCCAUUAAAACUGCUGAGGUGCCCUGUGCCAAAGAUGCCAAGGGGAACCCUGUGCAUUUCAAAUUCAAUAAUUCCUCCCUGUUUGCCCACAACGCUGGAGCAGAUGACAGCAGCUCUGACUUUGAUGCAAUGUUCUGGAAAAUGGGAGCCAUCAGCAUGCAGAAAUUCUUUCAGUUUCUAAGCACUGUGGAAAGCAGAAGUCUAACGCUGACGAAGGAAGUCCUCCAAGAGCGGAAGGAACUCGAGGUGGCUGUAGAAGGGCUACAGCCACAAAUCAAAGCUGCACUGACAAAGCUAGAGGAGCUGAAGAAAACACAAGAAACUCUGGAGCACCACAAAGAUGAGAUGGAGGCAAAUAAGAACUUUGAAUAUGAGGUACAGAAAAUAGUGCCUGUGCAGAAAGACAUUUCUAAGACUGGGCAAUACAUAACAAAUUGCCAAAAUUGUCACUACACUUGUCACUAUCCUUGCAAGAUCUCAAACGAUAUCAACAAGCAUUCCUGUGCAGCAAUAGAAAAGAUCUCAGGCUGCUGUACCGUGUGUCCUAGGAAGUGUUGCUGGAACAAUCACUUCAAUCAGAAGUAUAAGUUUGAGUAUGAAGUUGUAAAAGAGAAACAGACCUAUGCACAGCUGAAGGAGAAGUAUGAGAAGGCACACGGCAAGGUGUUAUCUGCCAAGAAUCUGGUUGAGAAGCUGCAAGAGGAAUAUAAAGAAGUGAGAGAGAGACUGCUAGGCCUCAUUACUAGAUCUUCAGAGAGUCUCCAGCGCCUGCAAGAAAUUGCCCUGAAGCCCAACCCGCUCUCCACUCCGGAAUACAUUGAUAUGCUGAUCAAGUCAGAAGAGCACGAGCUGAAGCCUGGGUACAUGGAACGAAUACAGUCUCUCAAGGAUGUGAGGCAGGCAGCUGAAAUCAUACAGAAGAUUGCAAAUAAAGAAGAACUGUUGCCUGGAGAGAAGGCUAUGUAUGAGAGCAUGCAAACUCAACAAUCUUCUCCGGAAAAACAAGCAGAAAAAAACACAUCCAAAGGUUCAAAACUCAAGCUACUCAGGAGGAUGACGUAACCAAUGAUUCUAAACAAAGUGCACAGUUUAAUCCCAGUUUGGGUCUCUCAUAAAAGUUUUCUUUAAGACUUGAGGAGCCCACUUCUAACUCGCAGCUCUAUUCCACUGGCCUCAGUUGCUAAAGUGAUGGUCUAAUGGGCUUAAUGUAAUCAGCUGUAUUUAUAACUGAUCAAGCUUCAUAUGAAAAUGCAAGGAAUUACAACUGUUAACAGCUCUGCUGGACAGCCUUUCUAUGAUGAUGAGUGUACUAAAACACAGUAUGCCAUUCUUUGAUCAUCCGCUGCUUGUUCACGCUUAAUGAUCUCAUAUGGCAAUAGUCACCCAGAUGAAUAAAAGCAUAUUGAUGAGUGUCAAGCAUCUGUGCCAAUUCUUUCCACAUCUCCAGCUAAGGAAGGGUCCUGUCCCUCCCAGCACAGCCCUGAGGAGUCCCGCAUCACGAGGGACUCCUCUGAUCCCAAGACUUGUCUCUGGCUCAAAUCCAGAGGCUCUGGCUGGUCCUUCACAGUGGCCAAAUCCACCCAACUCCUGAGAAAUGGGGAGGGCUGCACCUCAUGCCCAACUUGCCAUCAGCACGGGGGUGCAGCACAUUGGCAGGUCUGCGUGACAGUUGCAGCACGAUGGGAUAGAGG